Molecule: messenger RNA, 282 nt
Organism: Staurois parvus
Lineage: Eukaryota; Metazoa; Chordata; Amphibia; Anura; Ranidae
Source: the annotation of a GenBank genome assembly
UGGGCCACCCCUCCAAAGCACUGGGUUCAGGUGUUGCAAUCACCUCCAUGGCCACAGGUGUAUAAAAUCAAGUACCUAGGCAUGCAGACUGCUUCUACAAACAUUUGUGAAAAAAUGGGUCACUCUCAGGAGUUCAGUUCAUUCAAGCAUGGUGCCAUGAUAGGUUGCCACCUGUGCAAUAAGUACAUCCGUGAAAUUUCCUUGCUACUAAAUAUCCCACGGCCAACUGUUAGUGGUAUUAUAACAUAGUGGAAGCAACUGCGAACAACAGCAACUUAGCCA